CCCUGAUUCAAAAACAGCUCACCCCAAGGUGCGCUGCAGACAGCCCUGUGCUCAUUUCCAAAAGCUGCUCCAAGAUCCUCCCAAGAUGAAGGGCUUCUACUUCCUCCUAUUCACCAUCAGCUUCCUGAUUAUGAUUCAGAUACAGAGUGGAAUCUUGCAAAACAUUUCCAGACCUUCCACCACUUCCACCACCUCCUCCACCUCCUCCACCUCCUCCACCUCCUCCACCUCCUCCACCUCCGCCAACUCCGCCAACUCCGCCAACUCCGCCCCCUCCUCCUCCUCUUCCACCAAGUCCACUACCACCGCGACCACCACCUUCGCCAUCAAGAAAAUCAAGGGCGGGGCCCCAGCACUCAGCAGCCUGGGCAGUGGCAGUGUCCUUAUCUUCCUGACCAACACCCUCAUCCAGCUCCUCCACCUCAGCUGAGGUGACACACCUCAGCCCUAGCCCCGUGUCCUCUGAGACAUGGCAAGAGAAACUCCCCAUCCCCAAUCCUUGGGAGGGGUUGAUACCAGAGGUCACCAGUUGUGGAAAUUGACAGAAAAUGCCUUGGGGGCAAUGGCCUACAGAGGGAGGUACUGAUGUGGAGGUGUUAGCAUCACCCAGCUGGGGGUCAAUAAAGUUGUCCUGUACCUGGA
Molecule: messenger RNA, 642 nt
Organism: Eptesicus fuscus (big brown bat)
Lineage: Eukaryota; Metazoa; Chordata; Mammalia; Chiroptera; Vespertilionidae
Gene: CD52
Product: CD52 molecule
Exons: 2
Coding region: 86-430 (114 amino acids)
Biological process (GO): positive regulation of cytosolic calcium ion concentration
Cellular component (GO): sperm midpiece
Source: RefSeq, a predicted model, not a curated record